This is a messenger RNA of Aspergillus affinis, 1737 nucleotides long. RefSeq lists its product as uncharacterized. Bases 1 to 1737 code for a protein of 578 amino acids. NCBI's taxonomy places the organism in Eukaryota, Fungi, Ascomycota, Eurotiomycetes, Eurotiales, Aspergillaceae. The transcript is spliced from 10 exons. The record is from RefSeq and is a predicted model, not a curated record.
AUGCCCUCCCUCCCGCAAUCCGUCUCGUUAAUCACCUCCCAUCUUCCUUCUUUCCCCGCCACCUCCAAUCUAACAAUCACAUCCGCGCCGAAGAUUCUCCUUUCCGCUCUCUCAGUCACUUUGAUCGUCCUGGCUUAUCGCGACUACCGAACCUACAUUUCCUAUGGCCCCGGUGGCAGCCCACACAAUGUGAUCGGGUGGUUUGGCGUGCGCGUGGCAAUGCGCCCCUUCAAACGAGAGAUGUUUUCAACGGAUGUCUAUACCCGGAAAAUCAAAGACGGAGAGAGCACAAGUUACCUGCCCGGAGAGAAGGAACUGAGCCAUAGAGAGGGCGGAAGACCCAAGGUUGGACCGCAUAUCGUGCCACAGAGACAACUGGAUGAGUUUGCGUCCAAGGAAAUGCAGAAGAAACUCGUUGAAGAGCUCGAGUCUUUCGCGACUCGAAACUCGCAUCUCGUGAAACUGGCACCUUCGGGGCUGGAACUACACGCAGAUGCAUUAUUCGUUGCCGAUGGACUUGCGAGUACUUUGCCGGCGGAGAAGACCAAUCGCGAGAUUGCUCAUAUCCACCGUUUGAAGGAUGGUUCACUUCAUGUGACGCUAGCACCGGCAGAUUGCAAAAAAGUCUUUGACGCUGGCUGGGGUCAGCGUCAUUCGUUGUCUGGGGCCUCGGUUCCCAAGGCUAUAACGGGCCGGACUUUAGAGCUCCCAUCGGAGUAUGUUCUGAUCUAUGCACCUCGCACCGAGGCUGAGGUGUCUUUCGUCAUGGAGGUUGUCAAGGCCAGUGUGGGGUACAUGACGGGGUCGGAGGACCUAGGGAGCCCUGAUUCGCAAACCGAGGAAUUAGACGACAUAUACCGCGAGACGGUUACCAUCCAUCGACGUGAAUAUCAAAGAUACUCCAUCGAUCACCAAAUAUCCUUUCGGCCGGUGGACGAAGAGGAAGCGGAACGCCUCGAUCUUCAACACCGGAUUUUCAACCGGGUUUUUGACAACCGCUUGAUUUUUCCGCCGAUCCCUCGGCCUCAACAGAUUCUCGACUGUGGUUACGGCACCGGAUCAUGGGCCAUCGAAGUUGCGGAGCAGUACCCAGACUGCGAGGUCAUCGGUCUGGACAUAUUCCCUCAUGCCAACUCAGACGAUAUCCCGGAGAAUCUGUGGUUACAGGUCGAUGAUUUGAACCGUCCGUUUACCUUCCCCUCUAACCAUUUCGACCUUGUGCACUCGAGAAUGCUUGCGACAGGAAUCAACAAAGAGCGGUGGCCGUCUUAUAUCAGGGAUAUGAAAAGAGUCCUUAAACCGGGAGGCUGGGUACAGUUAAUCGAGAUAUAUUUCAACGUCCAAUCCGAUAAUGGCUCGAUCACAGAGCAGAACGCGUUGAGGCAGUGGAGUUCUCAGCUCAUGGGGUCUCUCGAAGAGACAAAGGACCUCCGCGUAGGUACAAGGCUGAGAACCCUUCUGGCUGCCGAAGGGCUACAGGAGGUCGAUGCGAGGAUGAUCCCACUUCCUUUGAGUCCAUGGUCCAAUGAUCCACGGAUGCAGAAUAUCGGCGAAAUGAAUCGUGGAAAUACACAAAGACUGUUUUCAACAUUGGCACUUUACCCCUUUACUCAGAAGCUGAAUAUGACUUUGGACCGAUUCGAGGAUUUAAUCGCACGCGCACGACAAGAGGCUGAUACCGUUGGUCUGAAAGCGUACUUUCCAUUGUAUGUUUGUAUCGGACGAAAGACCCGCUGA